Molecule: messenger RNA, 1811 nt
Organism: Brienomyrus brachyistius
Lineage: Eukaryota; Metazoa; Chordata; Actinopteri; Osteoglossiformes; Mormyridae
Gene: osr2
Product: odd-skipped related transciption factor 2
Exons: 4
Coding region: 379-1314 (311 amino acids)
Biological process (GO): urogenital system development; embryo development; regulation of transcription by RNA polymerase II
Cellular component (GO): nucleus
Molecular function (GO): DNA-binding transcription factor activity, RNA polymerase II-specific; RNA polymerase II transcription regulatory region sequence-specific DNA binding
Source: RefSeq, a predicted model, not a curated record
AAAGUGAAGGACCUGCAGCCCACAGCUCGCAUUCAAGUCCGCCUUAAAGAGAACACGCGACUCUGUUGGUCUUGUCUUGAGUCCUGUAGCAAAUGUAAUCUUUUACACUCUGAGCCAAUUUGUUGUUUUUUUCUUCUUCCUUUCAAAACAUGUGCAAAGUAUAACGUGUAAGAGUAUUUAGCUUUAAAAGCAACCAUGAGUUGUAUAUGGAAGAACUUGGAAGGCUUUUGCUGACGUUUAAUUGGGAGUUCGUCGCCUAACCGUAGACAUUGUGGAUUACUGAAGGACUGCAGAACACUCUGCCGUCGACUAUUGGCAUCGAUUUACUGGGGGAACUGUAAAGACAUUUCAUCAGGAGGUUCGUCUGCGAAGUCGAAAAUGGGAAGUAAAGCGUUACCAGCGCCGAUCCCGCUCCACCCGUCGCUUCAGCUCACCAACUACUCCUUCCUCCAGGCUGUUAAUACCUUUCCCGCGGCAGUCGAUCAGCUGCAGGGACUUUACGGUCUCAGUGCUGUACAAACCAUGCACAUGAACCACUGGACUCUGGCCUACCCACACAUGCAGGGACUGAGGUCAACCAUCACAGAAAUGGCAGGUGCCCAAGGCUUGGUGGAUCCGCGUUUUCCUUUCCCGGCAUUGCCGUUUGCAGCACACCUCUUCCAUCCGAAGCAAGGCGCAAUCGCUCACGUUAUCCCGUCCCUGCACAAGGACAGGCCGCGGUUUGACUUUGCCAACCUUGCCAUAGCGGCCACCCAGGAGGACCCUCCUAAAUCGGGGGACAUUUCGAAGCUGACUGCUGGCCUCGGGAGCACGAUCUCUGAGCUAAACAAACUGUCUCCGGACAGAAAACCGACGAGAGGAAGGCUGCCGUCGAAGACAAAAAAGGAAUUUAUUUGCAAGUUUUGUGGCAGGCAUUUCACCAAAUCUUACAACCUGCUCAUCCACGAAAGAACCCACACCGACGAAAGACCGUAUACCUGUGAUAUCUGCCACAAGGCCUUUAGAAGACAAGAUCACCUGAGAGACCAUAGAUACAUCCAUUCCAAAGAAAAGCCUUUCAAGUGUCAAGAAUGUGGGAAGGGAUUCUGCCAGUCUCGAACUUUAGCCGUCCACAAAACAUUACACAUGCAGGAAUCGCCUCACAAAUGCCCCACAUGCGGAAGAACCUUUAAUCAAAGAAGUAAUCUGAAAACUCACCUUCUCACCCAUACAGACAUCAAGCCCUACAGCUGUGACCGCUGCGGAAAGGUGUUUCGGCGCAACUGUGACUUGCGACGGCACAGUCUGACGCAUACUCCCGCUCAGGACUACUAGCCACAAAGGCUCUACAUCUAAAAUAAAUAUGGAAGGAAAACAAAAAACAAGAGAACUAAAACAUCAACGACUUUUUGAAGAUAAGAUGCUCUGAGGACCGCUAUGAACGCUACAGAAAUGGACUGACGAACUUUGAACAAGGGGAGAGGACAGCAUAACCGGUGACCGUUUUGUUUUCGACUCAUCGUUUAAAUACCAAAGCUGUCGCAUCCUGUGUAAAUACUGCUUUUUAUUAGACUUUGAAUUGAAAAUGUAAAAGGAGGUAAUGUUGUUUGAUGGUGGACAUAUGUCAAAUUGUAUUCUAGAAAUAAAGAAAGUUUACUAUUCGCGCUGGAAAAUGGUACUAUUUUGUGUAGUUCGUUUUUUUUGGGUGAACUACAAAUAUCAUAUUUUAUAAAACUUUUUGGAAUGAAUACCUGCAAUGAUCACCCCUAAUAAACGACUGUACACACGACGGUGGGAAUUAUUAAAGCACCAUUCCUUAAUUGUGCACCUUU